UAUGGAAACAUCAGUUAAUCGCGCCAUCAAAAAAGGAUUGUUCAAGCAAGUGCGAUAUCUUAUUGAAUUUGGUGUGAACGUUAACGAAAGGGAUGAAAGCGGACGAACUCCUCUCAUAAAUCUAGCAUUUGUGGCAGAUAACUCUUGGGCAGUUGGAUUAGCUCGUAAUUUACUAGAAAAAAAUGCUUCAAUUAGAAUGGCUGACGUUCGUGGAAUGAACGCUUUUCAUUACGCUUGCUUAUUUAAAAAAUUAUGUCUUAUUGAGAUUUAUUUAAAAGCUCAAGACUUUGAUGUUAAUCAGGCUGAUAAGCAAGGAAAUACAGCCUUACACUAUGCUGCUUGUAUUGGUGACAGGUCCUUGUUAAUGAUUCUUGUCAAUAACAUGAACAAAUACAGCUUAAACAUGAACAGACCAAACUUAGAGGGCUGUACCCCCGUUAGCCAAGCAUUAAAGUAUGAAAAUUUUGAGAGCGCAAAUUUUCUGCUAGAGAGAGGUGCCAGUGAAUCAGUCAUUGAAAGCAAAGACAAAUCAGUGCCAGAAUGGAAGAAAGUCUAUGUAGAUUCAAGGUCAGUUGAUAGGUCUUCAGUCGUAAAAGAAAAUUAUAAAAAAAGGGAGAUGGAGAACGUCCAUAAGAAUAACAUUAAAUCUGCACGACAAGAUCAUUAUUCUUCAAGGCGAAUUAAAUCAGCACCUGGUACAAGAAGAAAUGAUACUGUUGAACAGGAAGCUAUAAGUGCAUUAGAAUAUUUGAAAGACAAGCGGAUAGAAAAUGCCGGUUCUUCUGCUCUAAGAAAUAACCCCUACAAAGUGUUCGAAUUGACAGGCAUUAAGGGCGACCAAGAUCUACCGUUCAAACUUCAACCUCAUCGAAUUCAAUCGGCUAGAACUUCAAUAUCAAGUUCUUGGCGCUCAAAUUAUAGAAAAUUAUUGACUGGUUUCGAUUAUCAAUUUAGUAGGUCUUAUGUAGCUUUUGUGAAAUAUCCCGAAGAAGAUUGGAAUUUGGAUGAAGAAGGUAUUAGAAAUUUUGCCUCACGCAGACCAUCCGCUACACCAAACCAGAUUUUGGCGGAACCUGUAAUACGCAAAAAAGGCAAAGACUUAAGAAGAAAAAGUGUAGUUUUAAAAGUAGAAGCAAUUACUUCCUUCCAAGAAAAGAUUGAUCGAAACAACGAAAAAAGAAAAAGUAUAAAAAAUUCUAAGGAAGACUCUUCUGAAACAAGUUCCGAUAAAAGAAAUUCCGCUGGAAAAAGUAAAAAUGUUGAAGCAAGCCCUAGAGCGAGAAAAGUUUCCAUGGAAUCUAAUGAAAAACUAAACCCAAUAGCGGAAUGA
Molecule: messenger RNA, 1330 nt
Organism: Dimorphilus gyrociliatus
Lineage: Eukaryota; Metazoa; Annelida; Polychaeta; Dinophilidae
Source: the annotation of a GenBank genome assembly